Molecule: messenger RNA, 436 nt
Organism: Quercus robur (English oak)
Lineage: Eukaryota; Viridiplantae; Streptophyta; Magnoliopsida; Fagales; Fagaceae
Product: IQ domain-containing protein IQM5-like
Exons: 4
Coding region: 1-363 (120 amino acids)
Source: RefSeq, a predicted model, not a curated record
AUGGAGAAAAUUGAUCCAUGCCAUCGUUAUGGACACAAUUUACACUUCUACUAUGAUGUCUGGUCUGAUAGCAAGAGCACCCAACCUUUCUUCUACUGGUUGGAUGUUGGUGAUGGUAAAGACCUAAAUCUUGAAAGGUGCCUAAGGACUGUUCUACAACGUCAAUGCAUCGCGUAUCUUGGACCAAAAGAGAGGGAAGCAUAUGAAGUAAUUGUAGAGAGUGGAAAGCUUUUAUACAGGCAAACAGGGAUGCUUAUUAACACAGUUGAGGGUUCUAAGUGGAUUUUUGUGCUCAGCACAUCAAGGCCUUUGUAUGUGGGUCAGAAGAAGAAAGGUGUUUUUCAGCACUCAAGUUUUCUAUAGGGAGGUGCUACAUCAGCAGCAGGGAGAUUAGUUGCCCAUGAUGGGGUUCUUGAGGUACUAUCUAUAACAUAGC